AUGGAAACAGUGCAUAUCCAUCUUGACACUCGCUCGUGUGAGGUGAGCCCACCUGACGGUGAGGUUGUUACGUAUGCACACGAGGAUGAAUACGCAAAAAUGCUCAAAGAUGAAGCUGGGACGGACCUGAUCUUCAACGUCAUAGCGAGUGCAGCCAAUUGGGCUCUUCUUGCUGGCUACCUGGUGGUCCCUGGAACGUUCAGCUCGUUGCAGGCUUCAAGCCAGGUGGAGAAGACUCUGCACGCAAGUGAGGCUGGCCGGAGAAUACUACACACUAUCCAGAAUCCUCCGCUUCUCGUUAUUGCAUGCUUGUUCCUUAUCAUUGGUCUUGGAGCUUUAGUGUGGCUUCUACGUUUUGAAAAGCUCAGAAGGAACUUCUCGUGGCUGAUCAACAAAAUCCUUGUGCCCCUUACUCUUAAUGCUACAGCUGGGCUUCUGACUACUCUGAUCAGCGUCUAUACGUCAAAAGGAGGGGACUGGUCGGUGAUGGCUAUAACGACCAUCGCAGUUACUGGCACGACCCUGUUGGUAUCCGUAACCUUCCUUGCGGUAUACAAAUUUUACAAACUAGACCCACUGGCCCGCAAGGACAAGGGUAUUGGACGUUGCUGGUAUGAUUAG
Penicillium malachiteum is the source of this 621-nucleotide messenger RNA. RefSeq lists its product as uncharacterized. The record is from RefSeq and is a predicted model, not a curated record. Bases 1 to 621 code for a protein of 206 amino acids. NCBI's taxonomy places the organism in Eukaryota, Fungi, Ascomycota, Eurotiomycetes, Eurotiales, Aspergillaceae. The transcript has 2 exons.